Messenger RNA from Didymodactylos carnosus, 671 nucleotides. NCBI's taxonomy places the organism in Eukaryota, Metazoa, Rotifera, Eurotatoria, Philodinida, Philodinidae. The record is from the annotation of a GenBank genome assembly.
CAGAAUUUAAAGACAUUACAAGCAAAUCGCAUAAUAUUGUGACAGAUAUUGUUACAGAUUCGUGUUAUGAUGAAUUAUGUAUAAAGAAUAACACGUAUGAUUUAGUCAUUCAAAAAUGCAAACUAAUAUUCCCUAUAAUAUGAUUUGGUUGUUUUAGUUUCAAAUGCCUGUCAAAACGUGAAGAGGUGUUUAAUGAAACAUUAACAAAAAGUGGAGGCGCUGAUCAUCUCUUGGCUAAUGUACUAGUAGUAAAGCGGUGGACAGUUGACGAAUUGAGGCAAAGUCCUUAUGCAGUGAAUAAAGAAGACUUUUUGAAUCGACAAGAAAUAUCUAGUCGCCAAGAAAAGUCAAAGUUAAUUGAAGAUUUAUGCUCGUUUUUAGAAAAAGCCAUUACUGAUGCAGGAUUUCCUCUUAGUGGUGAUAAAAUCCUGCACACGCAAUGUGCCGUGAAAACGUUAUCAAAUAAGCUGGAAGAUCAGCCGUAUUUUCAUGCUGUCCUUCCUCGCGGGGACGCUGUUCAAGAACUAACAAAUACAGGAGAUUUUCUGGUACGACGUAAUGAACUUGAUCAAAUAGUACUGUCAAUGCUAUGGACAAAUGACAGAAAUCCACAUUUACUAGAGGAUCGCCAUUUCAUUAUACAUAAAAUUGAUAACGUAGGUUGGUUUUAA